AAUUAUUGGGCACUGAGCAUAUGAUUCAUAAUUGAGAGUUUGGGGCUGGGUUUUAAUGGUGAUGAGGUCUCUUCUUCUACUGUUCCUCUGCGUCACUUGUUCCGCGUAUACUAAUCCAUCAGAUGUUUCGGCUCUGAAGUCGUUGAUGAAGCAAUGGAAAAACACGCCACCGAGUUGGCAGCAGUCGAAAGAUCCCUGCGGCGAACGGUGGGAUGGAGUGAUCUGCACCAAUUCGAGGGUGACCACACUGAAAUUAUUUAGCAUGGGCCUUGAAGGUACAUUAAGCGACGAUAUAGGGAAGCUUGAUCAACUGCAGACCUUGGACUUGUCCUACAAUCACAAACUUGGAGGUCCACUCACACCAGCAAUUGGGAACUUGACACAGCUAACUUCCCUGAUCCUGGUUAAGUGUAGCUUCACCGGUAGCAUCCCAGAUGAACUAGGCAAUCUACGGCAACUCACCUUCUUGGCGCUGAACUCAAACAAGUUCAUAGGAAGGAUACCUGCUACAUUGGGAAAGCUUUCGAACAUCUCUUGGCUAGACCUUGCUGAUAAUCAGCUGAAUGGAACUCUCCCGCUGUCAACGAAUGCGUCUUCGGGCUUGGAUCAACUCCUCAAUGCACAACAUUUCCAUUUAAACAAGAACCAGUUAUCGGGUUCGAUACCAAAAAAUCUUUUCAAUGCCAGUAUGACACUACGACACCUGCUUCUUGAUAGAAACCAAUUAAUAGGGGGGAUUCCAGAGUCGGUCGGACUUGUGGCCUCACUUGAGAUCCUCCGCCUGAACAACAAUAACCUGACCGGCACAGUUCCUUCAAGUAUUAGAAAUCUUCCACAUCUCCACGUACUAAAUAUAUCAAACAACAAUCUUAAUGGACAAAUGCCCAAUUUAACGGGGAUGACUCGUCUUCAAAAUGUUGAUAUAAGCAACAAUAAAUUUGAUCCUUCAGAAGUUCCUAGUUGGUUAACGGGUUUGACAGGCCUAAGAACUCUUAUGAUGCAGUCUGCUAGGCUUCAUGGACAAGUGCCGCAAGAAUUGUUCAGCUUUCCUGGUCUGGAGAAAGUAAUGCUGGACAACAAUGAAUUGAACGGAACCCUUGACAUGAGCAACAACAUCAGCAAGAACUUACAGAUUGUGAGCUUUGAAAACAAUUCUAUUAACUCGAUUACACUAUCUUCCAACUACAACAACACACUAAUACUUUCAGGAAAUCCUGUAUGCAGCAACCCCCAUCUCUUGAAUACAGCUUAUUGUGAGAUACAGCAAGAAACAUUGACGCCUAGUUCGUCUGAUAAUAUAACUUGUUCCCACCCAUAUGAGGGUGUUAUGAUGUUCCGUGCUCCUUCGUUUGGCAUUAUGCUGGACGAGUUCAUCUCAAAACUGGAGGCAAAUGUAGCAGCAAAUCUUAGCUGUACUCCACAUAGCUUGACUCUCGAAGAUCCCUUCUUCGAUGAGGAUGGGUAUCUUGAGGUGAAGCUGGUAAUCUGUCCAUCUAAUAAAAACUACUUCAACCGUUCUGAGAUAUUGGAUUGCUUCGAUAUAAGCAGCCAAAAGUUUAUACCACCGGAGAUGUUCGGACCAUACUAUCUUUCUGCAAAUCCAUAUUCAUUUCAAAAUCGAGUUAUCAGAGGAUUGGCAAUUGGAAUGAUAAUUGGUUUUUCUCUCCUGCUCAUUGGACUUGUGGCGCUUCUACUCUUUGCCCUACGGCAAAAGAAACAAGCUCAGAGAGCCAUUUCGCUGAGCAAUCCUUUUGCAUCGUGGGUGUCAAAUGGUGAAGAAAGCGAUGGGGCACCGCAACUAAGUGGGGCAAAAUGUUUCACUUAUGACGAACUAAAGAGGAGCACUAAUGAUUUCCGAGGCAUUAAUGAAAUUGGAUCAGGAGGCUAUGGAAAGGUCUACAAAGGAAUGCUUCCCGAUGGAAGGAUAGUCGCAAUUAAGAGAUCUCAGCAAGGCUCAAACCAAGGUGGACUAGAAUUCAAGACCGAAAUCGAGCUUCUCUCUAGGGUUCAUCACAAAAAUCUGGUUGAACUAGUUGGUUUUUGCUGCGAGAAAGGGGAACUAAUCCUUGUUUACGAAUUCAUGAGUAACGGAACUAUAAGAGAGACUUUGUCAGGAAGGAGUGGCAUACAAUUGGACUGGACCAGGAGACUUAGGAUAGCUCUGGAUUCAGCUAGAGGAUUAACUUAUCUUCAUGAACAUGCUAAUCCUCCGAUUAUUCACAGAGAUGUCAAGUCUUCGAAUAUCCUUUUGGAUGAGAAAUUGACAGCAAAGGUCGGGGAUUUUGGUCUCUCGCUACUGGUUGCAGACAGCGAGAUGGGUCAUUUCACUACGAACAUUAAAGGAACACUGGGUUAUCUGGACCCGGAGUAUUAUAUGACGCAGCAACUGACGGGGAAGAGUGAUGUUUAUAGCAUGGGAGUGGUAUUGUUAGAGCUGAUAACUGCGAUGCUGCCUGUACAUAACAAAAAACACAUUGUUAAUCACGUGAAAAUCGCACUGGAUAAGCAAGACAAAGAAUUCUGCGGUUUGAAGAGUAUAAUAGAUCCAGUUAUCUCUAAUUCCGGAAAACUCGUUGGUUUUGAGAGCUUUGUGGAUUUGGCACUGCAAUGUGUAGAAGAAUCAGCCGAAAACCGACCGACAAUGAGUGAUGUCGUAAAGGAGAUCGAGGCUAUCUUGAGGAAUAAUGGAAUGAAAACUACCUCAACUUCAGAAUCUUCAUCGCCCGCAGAUUUUACAAGUUCGAAAGCUCGUUACCCUUACGAUGAUCUAUAUUCUAGAAGCCAUGCGAGCAGCAGUGCUUUUGCGUACAGCGGUGGAUUUCCUUCUCGAGGCAGCUCGAGGCCGAGCAGCAGUUAAUCUUUCUUGGCACUUCAAUUUUAGUUUCAGAAGUUUCGUUGCAUAAUUUGAAUCAUUGGAUGCCCUUCUCACCUCCUUGUCUUUUUGAAGAAUAAUGAGAUACAUGAAGGAGCAAUUGGAAGAGAUACUAGUUCAUAGAAAGGUAAUUAUGUUUAGGAUGUAUAAAGGAUUUUUCUUUUCUUUUCUUUUAAGUGUUAAUGUAAAAUGGUUUUGGGUUGAUAAAUGUACAAUUUGUGACACCACCAAGUUUUCUGUAAUUUUUCUUUGUUUUUAUUGAAACUCGAGUAGACCAUUUUGCGAGCUUA
Molecule: messenger RNA, 3162 nt
Organism: Ananas comosus (pineapple)
Lineage: Eukaryota; Viridiplantae; Streptophyta; Magnoliopsida; Poales; Bromeliaceae
Product: probable leucine-rich repeat receptor-like protein kinase At5g49770
Exons: 20
Coding region: 56-2857 (933 amino acids)
Biological process (GO): protein phosphorylation
Molecular function (GO): ATP binding; protein kinase activity; protein binding
Source: RefSeq, a predicted model, not a curated record